AUGCAACAUCCUGACUAUGGCCAUGCCAAUCAGCAAGGCGAAUCACCCGUGCCGUCUCCUUCGCAUCGCAGAAAGCAGCCGUCGUCUUCCUACGUGUCGACCCUCAGUCACGCUCUCAACAUCACGACGCCAACCUCUCUACGCAAGAAAACGUUAGCUAGCCCUGCGGCGUCACAUGCCGCCCCUGCAAGCCAACGCCAGCCGGCGGCAGCAUCACAUCCAAGCACAUCGGCAAAAGACCACGCCCUGCGAACGCCCACGCGCCAUCCAGCUCCUCCGCAGCUUCUCUCCCUCUCAGGGCACGAGGCUUUCAGCUCACCCGGCACUCCUGCGUCGCCAUGGUCGACGUUUCCUGUGCGCGAGUCUGUCUUGGGCCAGGACGACGCAACGCCCCACUCGAACAGCCGACAACAGUAUCGAACCCUAUCGCGGGAUCAGGAGUGGCUUAUGUCAGGUUCUUCAUCACAGAGGACUUUUGACAUGUUUGCCAGCGGUCCGCAGCCGAGGCCGAUGCCCAUCUCCCACGCUUCUCAUCCUGUCGGCAGCAUGCCGAACACGGCCUCGGAGCUUGGCAGCGAAGCAGAUGGCUUGAAGCUCCCGUCCGCCAGUACAGUGGGUGGCGCUGUCCCAACUAUUGCUUCGGGUGCCUUCCGAUCCUAUCGAGAACAGCCGUCGGGUGAUCAACGCGUUCAAGGAAGCGGACCAGCCUUGCUCCCUGAUCCGAUCGCAAGCGCGUCCGUGCUCAGCCCGACUUCGAAUGCUUCCUUGUCACCAACGCCGGCCAUGUCGGCAUUUCCGAUCGGCUUCAACGACGCUUCGUUCCUCAGCUCCAUCUUUCAACAGGAAACACCGAGCCUGUCCACGCACCUUCUGCCCAGCGGUGAUCUAACCGACCAGCUCGGUCCACAGACGAUGCACGACCCAGUCUCCCAUCCGCCUCCGUUCGAUCCAGCUAAGCAACACGCCCGUUCUCUGGGACAGCGGACGACUGUCAGCGAUUCACCAGCAGCCUCAAACACACAGAGAGACUCGAUCGGCUUGGUGCCUCGGCAGCCUUCGGCCGCAUCCGCCUCGUCCGUAUAUCUGCACUCUCCUUCGACUCUGGCAACAAGCAGCUACUCGGCUUCCACUGGUGGGCGAGAGACUGCCCAAGUGGCCGGCGCCGAAUCGCAGUUUCACAUGUAUGAAGAACGUGCCUUCCUUCUCCCGGUAAACUCUGGUGGCGGACAAGACGGUGGCAGCAAAGCAGUCGAGGAAGAAGCGCUAUCUGGCCUCGGGCUCAACCUGGACGUUUCGAGCCCAACAGCACACGGCAAGGCGAGGCGCAUUCCAUCAGCCCCGUCUGGCUUCAUGCUCGUCGACGAGAUGGGCCGAUGGCUUCUGGGCUCGAAUGAUCCUUUGGCUUCAGCUCAUUCUUACAAUGAUUCCGGCGCUUUGCAUCACCGCGCGGGUCGAUGGCAUCAGAACGAGGCUUCGAGCGCAUCCUUGGGUGCAACGACCGAAGCCAGCUUCACCUCGACCAGCAACUCAUCUACUUGGGACACCUCCUUCAACGACCUGCACAGCUCCAUCAGCGGUGCCCACUCAGCCACCGCCAGCAAUCAAUUGACUACAACCCCGGCCUCCUCCAUCGGUCUAAGUCAGAGUCAGUCCCGCGGCACGGAAAAGCCGGCCUCGAUGGAUCCCGAAGCCAUGGGGGCGCUGCGACCAGGUGCAAUACCCGAAGUUGCGAUGCACGAUUUCAGCGAAUUUGGACAGUCCGUCUCGAUCGAGCAGAUGGCCGAGGAACGCUGGCGGACGUGGCCCAGAAGUCGCGAUAGCGUCGUGCUUCAAAACCGAGCGUCCACCUCUGCGCUUCCUGCCACCCAAGAGCCGAUGGUGGCAGCGACCCCACCCCGGGCGGAUGAUCGGACUUCGUUCGAGUCGCUGUCCGUGUCGUCGUCCUCGACACGAUCCAGGCUGAUGGCGGAGCCAUACAACAAGAAUAUGCGAUCGGGCAGACCCAGCAGCAGUGCCAGCACAAGCAGCCGCAGCUCCGUCGGCAACCUGGCUGCAAAUGAAGCUCAGGUAUCGAGUGGUACCACGGGUCCCACCCGCCCACGCUCCCACAUUGCAUCAGGAUCACUUCGCAUGUCGACCGCCGGCAGGACCGGAUCGAGCGGCGGAUUGAACGUGGACGGCGGCUUCAAUCCUACCGAGCGAGUCUCUGGCACGGCACUUGCGCUUCGACGUGCGCGAGGAAUGUCGCAGGCUAGCAUGUCACCUUCCAGCACGGGCGCCAGCUCCAUGAAGCUGACGAGAUCGAGUGACGCCAUCCUUCCUCCUAACAGCGCUGCUUCGUCCGCGGUUAAAGCGCGACAUAGCAUUGCGCUGCAGAGAAACGCGAAGAGCAGCGAGGGCGCCUCCCUCGUCACACGAAGGCCGCAAUCGGUGCUCGAAACCUCGGCCGACCUUGAGUCGCUGCGGCGACUGGCGACUGCGCCGAAUCAAGCUCGGGGCAAGGUUGGCUUCAAUGAAGUCUCGGUAGCGUUAGACACGCUUCGAAUGUUCUUCACGCAGAAGCCGCAAGACGACUCCGUCAAGCCGAAGGAGCCCGUAGCUGACGAGGAGAGUCAGCCUGUUGCCACAGAUGGUAACGAUGCUGGAUCGCCUUCGAAGCCUGGCCGUACGCUGCGUCGAACGAAGGGGAUCUUGCCGCCCCGCGGCGUCUUCGCUUCUGUGGACGAGUUCGGGACACUUCAGACACCUGCCGCUUCGACUAUGCAUGGCGACAGAGGAAACUCGACGUCCAUCCUGCGACCCGGGCACGGGCGCAGCCAGAGCGUCGGGGGCGGCCGGAUGACACUCCAGACAAGGCCGGGCCCGAGUUUCGGCAGGCAGGACGACCGGAUGGCUGUGCUCGAAGAUCUAUCGGAGCGCGUCUUGAGGCUUCAAGCCGAGAGCGAACGUCAGAGGGAACGACAGGCAGCCGCCACCAUGCCACCGCCACCUGCUCGACCCGCCUCGAUGAUGGCUCAGCAGCAGCAGAGUCCCGAGUAUGCGACGACCUUCGAGCCCGGAGGACUCGAAGGCAGAGAAUCGCAGCUGUGGCAGGCGGUAGUAAAGGACACUGUCAGCAGGAGUGCAGCUCGGAUGGUCGGAUGUGGGGCGGCGGUGCAGCUGCGUAUCGCUCGAACCCUGUUGGUGCCGCACGAGCCACCGCGCCCUGUCGACAACUCUAUAGCAGCCACACACAUCCUUUCCCCCUUCAUCUUCCUACCAUCCCUUUCCCACCCGUCGACUAAGAAGAUGAGUGCAGCAAGCUCGAGCGUGUCGGCCGACGUAGCGUACCUGCGCACGCUUCCCGCUGUUCGCGAGCGGUGCUACAAGAUCUUUGGCGAAGCCGCGGCGCAGGGUUCGCUCGAGUACUUCCGCUACGACGCCUCGCGCGAAGAGGCAGUGGCAGAUUACUGCAUCGACAUCAUUGCGCGCGACUACGGUACGGACUAUGCGUCCAUCCCGCCUCACGGGCGGUGGCGACACUUUGACGUGGGCAACAUCCCGCGCGUGACGACUUUGCUCUCGUCGUGGGCUGCGCUUUCCACGCCCACCUCUACGCCGGCAGUGGAUGCGACCGAGGCAGCACGCCGGCUGGUGGACCUGUUUAUGGUUUCGGUGCUGCUCGACGCGGGUGCCGGCACCAAGUGGACGUACGAGGAGAAGAAGACCGGUCUCUCCUACGGUCGAUCCGAGGGUCUGGCCGUGGCUAGUCUCGACAUGUUUACCGCCGGUCGCUUCUGCGCCGAGUCCGACUCGAGCGCCGGUCCGGGUGGGAACCACAAAGCUACUGCGGCAGGGCUACAGAAUCUGUCGUCCGAUAUGCUGGCGAUCGACAUGCAGGUGCAUCCCGACACCAACCCCAUGACGGGUCUCGAAGGACGUGCCGCCCUCCUCAGCAAACUCGGCCAGGCGCUCGAGUCGGACGUGCAUGGAUUCUUCCGUGGACCGUCUGGCGCUGCACCCUCGCAGCGACGACCUGGAUUCUUGGUGGACUACCUCGCCACGCACCCUACGACGUGCACCGUGGACGGCAAGGUGGCAGUGAGCCUUUUUGUGCUGUGGGAGGUGCUCAUGUACGGGCUGGCGCCCAUCUGGCCUGCUUCGCGCACGCACCUCGACGGCGUUGCCAUGGGCGAUGUGUGGCCCAACGCCACGCUGGCUCGUCUCUCCUCUGCUGCCGCCGAUAGCGCCGGAGCGAUGGUGCCGUUCCACAAGCUGAGCCAGUGGAUGUGCUAUUCGCUGCAGGAAGCCAUGACCGCCACGCUUGGCUGGACGUUCGCCGACGCAGAGCACGGCACCGGUCUGCCAGAGUACCGUAACGGCGGACUGUUUGUCGAUCUGGGCGUGCUCGUGCCCAAACAGACGCUGCUCGAUGCCUCGCUGGACAAGGGCGAGGUUCCGGCCAUUCCGGCUGAACAUCCGGCGGUGGUAGAGUGGAGAGCGCUCACGGUGGUGCUGCUCGACCGAACCGCCGAGAAGAUCCGCGAGAAACUCGGGCUGAAACCCGAGCAGCUGAACCUCAAGCAGGUGCUCGAGGCGGCAACCUGGAAGGGAGGCCGCCAAAUCGCAGCUGAAAAGAGACCCGACACCAAAGGUCCGCCCAUCAACGUCAUUUCCGACGGCACUGUCUUCUAA
Messenger RNA from Moesziomyces aphidis, 4674 nucleotides. Lineage: Eukaryota; Fungi; Basidiomycota; Ustilaginomycetes; Ustilaginales; Ustilaginaceae. The record is from the annotation of a GenBank genome assembly.